This is a messenger RNA of Glossina fuscipes, 1078 nucleotides long. RefSeq names its product copper homeostasis protein cutC homolog. Gene Ontology annotation, molecular function: copper ion binding. The record is from RefSeq and is a predicted model, not a curated record. The transcript is spliced from 2 exons. The coding region runs from base 88 to 915 and encodes 275 amino acids. NCBI's taxonomy places the organism in Eukaryota, Metazoa, Arthropoda, Insecta, Diptera, Glossinidae.
CCCCACUCUAAACGAUAUUUGUAAACAAAACUGUUCCUUAACUAUUUAAGCAAAAAACGUAAAAAUCAGCAAAAAAAACAAAAGUUAAUGUCCUCCAGUAAAGAUAUCAAAUUGGAAGUAUGCGUAGAUUCUAUAGCCUCAGCUAUAGCCGCUGCCGAAAGUGGAGCAGCCCGAUUAGAAUUAUGUUCGGCUCUUAGCGAGGGAGGACUUACGCCAACAAUAGGUAUAUUGAAAUCUUUGAAAGGUUUUAUAGCUAUACCGAUUUAUUGCAUGUUGCGACCACGUUCAGGCGACGAUUUCAUUUAUACUGAUUAUGAAAUGCAAGCGAUGCUUACCGAUCUCGAUAUGCUACGCGAACAAGGAGCAGAUGGUUUUGUUUUUGGUUCUUUAACUAAUACGCGAUCAAUCAAUGUAAAACAGUGCCAACAAGUAUUAGAACAUGCCCAAGGUUUGCCAGUUACCUUUCACAGAGCAUUUGAUAUAACUGAUAUGACUCGCAUGCAGGAAACCGUGAGACAAAUUAUUGAAUUGGGUUUUAAACGUAUAUUAACUAGCGGUUUUAAACCUUCAGCCCAUGAGGGUAUAGAAUAUAUAGCUCAACUUAUAGCUAAAAAUCAUCGUGAUAUCAUUAUCAUGCCAGGAGCAGGUAUUAGAGUAGGAAAUUUGGAAGAAAUUCUUACAACUACAAAAUGCGUAGAGUUUCAUUCAUCAGCCAAAAGUAAAGCGGAUGCACCGCCUGCCUGCAAUGAUAUAACGGUAACAGCAUCAGAUAAUAACGUAAUCGCUAGUAGUAAUUUAAGUAUGGAUUGUGAUGUUAGCACAUCUAGACAAGAUUUACUUAUGUACGAAAUGACUGAUGCCAAUGUUGUACGAAAAUUGGUUUUCAUAGCAAAAGCAAUGAGUGAGAAAAAUUAGCUUCGAAGACGAAGAUAAACAAUCAAGACAUAUAUAUAUAUAUAAGAAUAAAUUUAUAAAAAUACGAUAUGAGAUUAAAGGGCCAUGCAAUUACUCUUACGUCUUUUUCAAUGUGUAACUAUAUAUCUUUAUUAAUUUUAGCAAUUUUUUAUAAACAACACCA